This is a messenger RNA of Zasmidium cellare ATCC 36951, 618 nucleotides long. RefSeq lists its product as uncharacterized. The transcript is spliced from 2 exons. Bases 1 to 618 code for a protein of 205 amino acids. NCBI's taxonomy places the organism in Eukaryota, Fungi, Ascomycota, Dothideomycetes, Mycosphaerellales, Mycosphaerellaceae. The record is from RefSeq and is a predicted model, not a curated record.
AUGCCACCCAUCACGCGCGGAGCCAAGACCCCUCGUCGUCACGACAACCUCAGCAUCUUCGCACAAGACAAGCUCGGAGGACCCAUCGAGUCUCCAGGCUCAGAGAACCUCCAGCUGCCAACCCCAACCCCAAGUCAACGCAAGCGCAAACGCGCGCCCCAAGAGGAUGAGUUCGUGCAGUUCGCCCGCUCGCUCAUCGCCGACGACACCGCUGUGGCAUUAAGAGUGGCAGGUUGUGGAGGCGAUUCCACGGAGACUGCGUCCGAUGGUAAGUGGUGCCUGUGCGGUAUGGCGGAGGAGGACAUCGUCGACUUGGAGUACAUGAUUCGGUGUGACAACCGACAGUGCAAUCCGGGCUGGUUUCAUCUGCGUUGUGUAAAACUUCCCAGUCAACCACCAUCUAGGUUCGGCUGGUUCUGCAAGGAUUGUUUGAAGGCGUGCAAUGUCGGAGAGGCGAUCAACGGACUCAUCUGUCAGCGCGGUGAGGAUGGCAGCACGGAAGUCCGCGACUGGCUGGUGGAGCAGCAGAGCGAGAGGGAUACGAGGCGUAAGAGACGGCAGUUGAAGAAGAUGGUGCAGGAUGCAUCUGACGGCAGUGAGGGCGAUGUCGAUGAGUGA